Messenger RNA from Fimicolochytrium jonesii, 621 nucleotides. RefSeq names its product pseudouridine synthase. The record is from RefSeq and is a predicted model, not a curated record. Gene Ontology annotation, biological process: pseudouridine synthesis. The transcript has 5 exons. Gene Ontology annotation, molecular function: RNA binding; pseudouridine synthase activity. Gene Ontology annotation, cellular component: nucleus. The coding region runs from base 1 to 621 and encodes 206 amino acids. NCBI's taxonomy places the organism in Eukaryota, Fungi, Chytridiomycota, Chytridiomycetes, Spizellomycetales, Powellomycetaceae.
AUGGUCAGCAGCAGCAGCAUACCACAGAAAAGGGAUCUGGAGCUCUCUCCCGAAGAAGCGUCGCUGUCUACGUCGCCGAAACAAGUGAAAGACGAGGAGAACGGCCCUAAGUACGAAGAAUGUCAAAACUACCUUGGAGCUUUGGAGGCGAUUCCGCGCAACCUGCGCUUAAUGUACCUCCACUCCUACCAAAGCUUUGUCUGGAACAACAUGGCCACCAAGCGGCUAAAACUCUACCACCCAACCCCCGUCAUCGGCGACCUCACCUCCGAACAAGCCGCCCAAUAUACCUUCGCCGACGUGGUCCUCCCUUUACCGGGCUACGACGUAGAAUACCCCACCCACGCCCUCCGCUCCUCCUACACAACCUUCAUGGCCCAACACAACGUCGACCCCUUCUCCAUGCACCGGAAACACAACACGGCCUCCCUCCCCGGUUCCUACCGCAAGAUCAUAUGCAAACCGCGUGAUGUAGCCUGGAAGUUGUUGAGGUACACCGACCCGGAGUGUGAUCUCGCCAUAACGGAUUUGGACAGGCUGCAGGGGAGGAAGGAGGUGGAGACGGUGGAGGGUGGGGCCAGGGUUGCGGUUGUGGUGGAGUUUACGUUGGGGUCAGAAUAA